UGUAGGUCAGCGCAACCCGCCCUACAGACGAGCCCAACCCAACAGGUCCCCGAACAGGUUUAGUUUUCACUCGGACGAAUUGCACACUCGGGUGGGGCACGUAUUCCUAUAUCUGCUUGGUGAAACGGGACUAUUGUACACAGAGACGCUACAGCGUUGGGUAACAAAGCGGAGCUCUGUAAACACUCGGGUUGUUCUAUCGAUUUUUCCACAACAGUUUGUCGGUCAUGUUUCGCUGUGGAAUCGCGUACCCCCGAUGCAGGUGGAUCCUGCCCCUGCUCCUGCUCUUCGCCAUUAUUUUCGACAUUAUCGCCAUCGCGGCUACUUCGGGAUGGGUCGAGGACGAGGACGCCAAGUCUCACUACGCCAACAUGUGGGAGCAGUGCCGUGGCAGGAACGAUCAGUGGGAAUGCAAAUCACUUAUGACGAACUCUUGGGCCCAGGCUGUGGCUGCUCUGAUGAUCAUUGGACUCCUCAUCCUCAUCCUCGCCUUCAUCGUCUCCUGUGUGGCUCUCUGCUGCACCCUAAACAUCACCCUUCUGCCUUUAGUAGGAGUGCUUCUCUUCAUAGUCGUUGUCCUUCAAAUCAUCGCGCUCAUCAUCUAUCCAGUGAAGUUCAAUGAGCAGAUCUUCGAGGGCCACUACUCCUACACCUGGGCAUACGGCUUCGGCUGGGGGGCCACCAUCCUCACCAUCGGCUGUGGGAUCCUCUUCUGCUGCCUGCCCCGCUACGAGGACGAGCUGACAGGCCUGGCUAAGACCAAAUACAUCUACUCUUCCUCAGCCUAAAAGACUCCCACCAUGCUGAGCAUGAACGAUGCUAUGCUAUGCUGGCCACUGAGCAUUCCCUUCCCCUGCUUUAGUUAUGUUUUAACAAAUGUCCUGAAGCUCUGUUAGAUAAUAACCUGGCCAUGCACAGGUGCUGCGGCUUUUAAGUUUGAGGCUUGAUAUACAGUAUUGCUUUUUUUUUUUUUUCCUUUUUUUUUUGUGCUAACACCGAAAACACGACCAUAAUCGGAUUUCAGAAUUGGAAUGCAUUUGGUAUAGAUUUAUGUUUUUUAACUAUCUCUUUUAUUUUAACUCUCAAUGCAACAUCACCAAAGUGUACUUAAAAAACAAAGGAUGUCAUUUUGUAAAGUAUAGCUUUAAGAUGAUCUAUGUUUCUUAAAUGAAUUUGUCAGAAACAGAAGCAAACUGUCCAUUAUCAAACUUGUCAAACUGCGUGAUGAUCUAUAUAAAUGGGAACUUUGUCAAUUCCUUAAAUGUACUAAAAUGUAUUUUGCAUCGUGUAUACAUCUCAUAGGGUCUAAAUAAGGGAACAAGUAAGAAAAAAUCCAGAUAUAUAAGGGGAAUUUUGUAACUAUAGCAAUCAUAGUAAUGAUGUACUGUCACAGCAGAUAUUUUCAAUUAUUGAUGUGUUUCCAUCCAUUACCUGCUUCCUAUUGAGUGUUGACCUUUGCUGUAUUUGAAUUGUUUUUGUAUGACAUGGGUAGACAUGUAGAGGCACACAAUAGAUGGCUUUUGUGAUCUUGAGGAUAAAGAAUUUCGUUUUCAUGACGUUCUUGAUUCAUUGGUUGUUUCAAGACCCCUGGUCAGCACAUUGCAUGUGGUGUCGUCCCUAACAUAGGAGUAUGAUGUGGACUGUCCAGGGGUCUUAAUAACACUCUUGCUUUCAAAUACCUUCUGUAAUUUAAGAUGCUAACACAUAGCUGUAAGAUCUGAGGAUCUCUCAUACCGACGCCUUACUGUUUUCAUUUUUUUAUUUGUCUUGUGGAAUUCCUGAUCCAAAAAAGUCUCUUACUGUAACGGUUGUUCAGUCAAAACUGGAUGUCAAAAUUCAAGCUUGUUUUUAUUAUUUUAUUUACAAAAGAAAACUGAUGCAAGCUCAGUGGUGGAUUUUAGAUUCAUAUGUUUCUUACUGCUGUAAAAUGAGUCAUGGCAACAUUGGCUAAGAAUAAAAUAAAAUGCAUUCAUUCAA
Molecule: messenger RNA, 1977 nt
Organism: Gadus macrocephalus (Pacific cod)
Lineage: Eukaryota; Metazoa; Chordata; Actinopteri; Gadiformes; Gadidae
Gene: perp
Product: p53 apoptosis effector related to pmp22
Exons: 3
Coding region: 228-788 (186 amino acids)
Biological process (GO): cell-cell adhesion
Cellular component (GO): membrane; cell-cell junction
Source: RefSeq, a predicted model, not a curated record